AUGGCUGUCCUCGCAAGGCCCAUAUACGCCCUCAACAGACCACUCGCAUUCCAGGCCUGCUCCAGAAGAGCCCUCGCUCCUCUGCGGCCGAGGUUCGUCUCGAAUGCUGCAAAGCCACCCACAGCUGUCGUGAUGAUGAACAUGGGUGGUCCCUCAACCGUUGGCGAAGUCAACGACUUCCUCACCCGUCUCUUCAACGACAACGACCUGAUUCCCCUCCCAUUCCAAUCCAUCCUUGGGCCCCUCAUCGCCAAGCGUCGUACACCCACUAUUGAAGAGCAAUACGCUUCCAUCGGCGGUGGCUCGCCCAUCCUCAAAUGGACCCAGAUCCAAGGCGCUGGCAUGUGUGCCCUUUUGGAUGAACUCAACCCUGAAUCAGCUCCCCACAAGCCAUAUGUUGCUUUCCGAUAUGCCAAGACCCUCACCGAGACGACACUGGCAGCGAUGAAGGCCGACGGUGUCAAGCGGGCUGUGGCGUUCAGCCAGUAUCCUCAGUACAGUUGCUCCACUACAGGAAGUAGUUUGAAUGAGCUGUAUAGAGUCGCCAAGCAGGAGAAAUGGGGAGGUGCGGGAGAGGUGGAAUGGAGUGUCAUUGACAGGUGGCCGACCCACCCGGGGUUGGUCGAGGCUUUUGCGCACAAUAUCAAAACUGCUCUGAAAUCAUACCCCGAACAAGACAGGAAUAACGUCACCAUCCUCUUCUCUGCCCACUCCCUUCCCUUAGAGAUUGUCAACCGGGGAGACCCGUACACUGCGGAAGUGGCCGCUACCGUUUGGGCCAUCAUGCAAAAGCUCAACUUUUCCAACCCCUGGCGUCUUACCUGGCAAUCGAAGGUGGGACCAAAAGCCUGGCAGGGGCCUCAGACAGCGGCUUCCAUCGAAGGAUAUGCCAAGCAGGGUCAGAAGAACAUCUGUUUGGUGCCCGUGGCGUUCACGAGUGACCACAUCGAGACGCUGUUCGAGUUGGACCAGGAGGUGGCGGAAGAUGCUGAAAAGCUUGGCGUACACCUCACCCGAGCCGCCUCACUCAACGACAACCCCAUCUUCAUCCGCGCCCUCGCCGACAUUGUCUCCACCCACCUCAAGGACUAUGACGCUGGUCUGAUAGGUCCUGCCAGCCAGCAGCUCUUGUCGAGAUGUCAGAUGUCCAAGAACCCCAGGUCAGAGGCGACCAAGAAGUGGUUGGGCAGUGGGGGUAAGAAUAUGGUUUAUUAG
Molecule: messenger RNA, 1215 nt
Organism: Cryptococcus amylolentus CBS 6039
Lineage: Eukaryota; Fungi; Basidiomycota; Tremellomycetes; Tremellales; Cryptococcaceae
Product: ferrochelatase
Exons: 6
Coding region: 1-1215 (404 amino acids)
Biological process (GO): heme biosynthetic process
Molecular function (GO): protoporphyrin ferrochelatase activity
Source: RefSeq, a predicted model, not a curated record